AUGCAACCAUCCUUUCGCCUUAUCCCUCAGAGAAAAUGGGAACAACCUCAAUCUGAUGGCAUCGUCCGUAACACCAUUGAACUUGAAAGUGUCGCAGAUCUCAAUGAAGUCCCGAAUAUGACAUCUUCUACUUCAUCUGAAGUAGAUGAAGAAAUUAUUUGCAAGGAGCAAGCUACAGCUGAAGCUGAAACAGCAGUGUCUGAUCCCAAAUCUCCCAUAUCUGAUCAUGGAACCCAAACUUCAAUUCCUCAAUCUCCAAUGAAGAUUCCUGAGGAUGCCAUUGUUCAUGAUACAGCUCCUGAAAACUACAGAUCAGAUACUGUAGUUGAAGAAUCUGACAAGGUUGCAAUGGAAGCACUACAGUCCCUUGCAAUGACUGGUGCAGAAUCUAUUAAGCCAAACUCUGUUGCUCCCAUUCCUGAGUCAGAUAAAGCAAAGUCUGUUCCUGAUCCUGUUCCAGAUGCUGAGAAAUCUACACAAGAUGAUACUGAGGAUGAUGACAGUUCAGAUGAUGACAAGGAUGAAAAUGAUGGGAUUGUGCUUACUAUAUCAUCUUAUAUAGUGAGUUAA
Molecule: messenger RNA, 570 nt
Organism: Daucus carota subsp. sativus
Lineage: Eukaryota; Viridiplantae; Streptophyta; Magnoliopsida; Apiales; Apiaceae
Exons: 3
Coding region: 1-570 (189 amino acids)
Source: RefSeq, a predicted model, not a curated record